This is a messenger RNA of Cavia porcellus (domestic guinea pig), 2760 nucleotides long. RefSeq names its product elongator acetyltransferase complex subunit 3 (gene Elp3). NCBI's taxonomy places the organism in Eukaryota, Metazoa, Chordata, Mammalia, Rodentia, Caviidae. Gene Ontology annotation, biological process: tRNA wobble base 5-methoxycarbonylmethyl-2-thiouridinylation. Gene Ontology annotation, cellular component: cytoplasm; elongator holoenzyme complex; nucleus. Bases 139 to 1782 code for a protein of 547 amino acids. The record is from RefSeq and is a predicted model, not a curated record. Gene Ontology annotation, molecular function: iron-sulfur cluster binding; acyltransferase activity, transferring groups other than amino-acyl groups. The transcript is spliced from 15 exons.
CGGGGGGCGUGGCCAGGCAAACCAGCUUUACGGUACAGUGGCCGCCGUUUUACGACAGGCCGGAGUUGCUUUGUGGCUGUCGAUUUUCUCGUGUAUGAGCUUCAGUAUCGUGGUGGCGUCCGCUCCGACGGUGCUGAAAUGAGGCAGAAGCGGAAAGGAGAUCUCAGCCCUGCUGAGCUAAUGAUGCUGACUAUAGGAGAUGUUAUUAAACAACUGAUUGAAGCCCACGAACAGGGGAAAGACAUCGAUCUCAAUAAGGUGAAAACCAAGACAGCUGCCAAAUACGGCCUUUCAGCACAGCCCCGCCUGGUGGAUAUCAUUGCUGCAGUCCCUCCGCAGUAUCGGAAGGUCUUGGUCCCCAAGUUAAAGGCAAAGCCCAUCAGAACUGCCAGUGGGAUUGCUGUUGUUGCUGUGAUGUGCAAACCCCACAGAUGCCCACACAUAAGUUUUACAGGAAACAUAUGUGUCUAUUGCCCGGGUGGACCUGAUUCAGACUUUGAGUAUUCUACGCAGUCCUACACCGGAUAUGAGCCAACCUCCAUGCGAGCUAUUCGUGCUAGAUAUGACCCUUAUCUACAGACGAGACACCGGAUAGAACAGUUAAAGCAGCUUGGUCACAGUGUGGAUAAAGUGGAGUUUAUCGUGAUGGGUGGAACUUUUAUGGCCCUUCCAGAAGAAUAUAGGGAUUAUUUUAUUCGAAAUUUACAUGAUGCCUUAUCAGGACAUACUUCCAACAAUAUUUACGAAGCAGUCAAGUAUUCUGAGAGAAGCCUCACGAAGUGUAUCGGAAUUACCAUCGAGACCAGGCCAGAUUAUUGUAUGAAGAGACACUUAAGUGACAUGUUGACCUACGGCUGCACUAGGCUGGAGAUUGGAGUGCAGAGUGUGUACGAAGAUGUGGCCAGAGACACCAACAGAGGCCACACUGUCAAGGCAGUGUGUGAGUCGUUCCAUCUGGCCAAAGACUCUGGUUUCAAAGUGGUGGCUCAUAUGAUGCCUGAUCUGCCAAACGUGGGACUAGAACGGGACAUCGAGCAGUUUGUAGAGUUUUUUGAGAACCCUGCUUUUCGUCCUGAUGGUAUGAAACUCUACCCUACCCUGGUGAUUCGUGGUACGGGACUGUACGAACUUUGGAAAUCAGGACGAUAUAAGAGUUACUCUCCUAGUGACCUGAUCGAACUAGUGGCUCGGAUCCUAGCCCUUGUGCCUCCAUGGACUCGAGUGUACCGAGUGCAGAGAGACAUCCCUAUGCCCUUGGUCAGCUCGGGAGUGGAACAUGGCAACCUGAGAGAACUGGCCUUUGCAAGAAUGAAAGACCUCGGGAUACAGUGUCGGGAUGUGAGAACCAGAGAGGUUGGAAUCCAAGAAAUUCAUCACAAAGUACGGCCGUACCAGGUUGAGCUGGUGAGGAGAGAUUAUGUUGCAAACGGUGGCUGGGAGACGUUCCUGUCCUACGAAGACCCUGAUCAAGACAUUCUGAUUGGCCUCCUGCGGCUGCGGAAGUGCUCGGAGGAAACCUUCCGUUUUGAGCUGGGGGGCGGGGUGUCCAUUGUGCGAGAGCUGCACGUGUACGGAAGCGUAGUCCCCGUGAGCAGCCGGGACCCUACUAAGUUUCAGCAUCAGGGCUUUGGCAUGCUGCUGAUGGAGGAAGCAGAAAGGAUAGCUCGAGAGGAGCACGGAUCCGGGAAAAUAGCUGUUAUAUCAGGGGUUGGCACCAGGAAUUACUACAGGAAGAUUGGCUACAGGUUACAAGGCCCAUACAUGGUGAAGAUGCUGAGAUAAUGACACAGUCCCCUCUCAUGCGGCACCCUUCCUGGCAGAACAUGGCAGAGCAGCAAAGCAGACAGACCUCCCUUGUCCCCCGGCCACAGAGACUGGAAACUGUCACAGGAACCCAGAGCACCCCACCUGUGUGUACCUGAGAAGUGGCUUCGGUUUUUGAGGCUUAAAUCAUUUCUCUAGUUUUCACGUUCUGCACUGGGCUGCCGGUGACCUGUUUUUACUCACUGACAAGAGCAGAUCAACUCAUUUAGACCGCGUAGCCCAGAGAGUAGGACUUGUGAUAAGUAUUUGAGGAGCGGCCUGGGGGGGGGGGGGCGGCUAUUUAUAUACUCUGGGGGUGAAAGUCAGGUUGAGAAGCAUAAAAACCGUCACACUCGCCUCUCUGGCCCUUAACUACAUAAUGCAUUCACCCAGGAGUUAAGAAAAUGAGCUUUUGUGUUAAUGGAAGUCGUUCCCAUUACUGUGCUGAUGCUUUGACAAGAGGCUGACAAGGAAAGUGGAGUUAAGCUCGGGCUUCAUGUUAAACUCGGGAGCUGUCGCCAGCCCCUGCCGUGCACCCUGCGCUGGGCCUUCAGGGCCUCCUGUGCCCAGUCGUGACUGUGGGAGCUUCUCACACCCUGGCGAUGCAGAGCAGUGUGGUCCCAGAGAGCCCUAGGCUGCUUGUGCCUCUCCAGUGCAGGCAGGGUCCAGUGGUCAGAGGUGUGACCUCCAGCCACCAUACUGUUCCCUGCAUUUCCUUCUCGGUGGGUGUUGGUUUGUGUUAAGGGAGAAAGGCAAAAUUUCAGCUCAGCUAUGACAGCAAAAAAAUAAAUGGAAAUUGGGCCCAACUAUGAAAAUAGGGGAUGACUGGUAUUUUUGAAGGUGCAUCUCGUAAAGCUGCUUCUUGAGACCCCCAGGGACAGCAUGGCUCCACUCUGGCCCCAGUGUCAUGUCCUCACAAAGUCUAAAGGCCUGAAAAUAAAGUCUUGUACACAGGAA